CUAAGUGACCCCAAACUUUUGACCGGUAGUGUAUAUACAAUAAAAUCAAAGUUUGUGGAAAAUUGCAGAUUGCGUGAAUAAAUGCCUAUAAGCGCGCACGUGCAAAUAUGAAUGUUUUUGUCCCAAAUCCAUUUCCAUUCUUCACACUCUCGCACUUGUGAAUAAAUGCCGACCCAUGAGAAAAUAUUUAAUAGUAGGUGGUGCUCUACUGUUUCCUCGGUUUGAAAAGCAAUAAAAGUCCUUAUUUGAGUGGAAUAAAAAAUUAGGGGAAAAACAUAAAACAACGUAACAAAGAGAAAUAAUGUUUCAAGGCUGUAAAGAAUUUGAAGGUACUUCGCAAGUACACACUGUUUCAAUAACCUCCUGUACUUGAGCCCUGGGUCCUUCCUUUCCCAAGCCCUGAUACAAACUCAAUAGCACCUCAGGGAGUUGAGGGAGAAAGGCUCGACCAGAUCCGACCCCUGAAGUGUUCAGAAAUCUUUCUUCCAGGUGAAUGAACAAUGUCAACGGCAAUGUCUGUUGUGUACGUGAAACCGGAUUUCUUAUAGCUGCAAUAUUCAAUUGAAUAGCAACGUUAAAUCAGCUAAUGCAGGAAAUCAGUGUCUCAGAAAGCAUCUUAUCUCUUGGAGUGCAGACAUUAUUUGAUAUCCUCUCAGGUCACACGUACUAUGGGACCGUGCAGUGAAUAACUCUAACCUUGUGUGUGAGCUCAGAACAUGACAGAGGGGUGGAGAAUGCAUUGUUGGGACACAGCACUAAGCCUCCCACAGCCAAUAAGAACUUGACUGACUUCAACAUUUAGCACCAUAGUAUCCAGAUUGCCCAGCUGUUUUGAUCUGGGCACUGGAUGACCUGAACUUUUCAGCUUCACUUUACUCAUUUUAGAUGAAGUCUUAGGCUGAGGUGCCACUGGCAACUUUUGGACUGUCACAGUGGAUAUAGACCCACAGAUAACGUCUGGAGUAUCUGUGAAACAUAUGUAGUGAUUUUUUAUUUUUUUAUUUUGUUUUAUACAUAUUGAGAGAUGCUCAGUCCCAUUCAAUGAUGUCUGCUGCGUGUUAAGGUGCCUCCGAGACUGCUGUUUAUCUGCAGAGCUCAUCUGUCCCUGUUCGAGAGCGCCUGCCAAGGUCCUUGUAUCUGUAAAACGUGCUGAAAUUAAAGAGGAGUUUGGUGAGUGAAAAUGGCGCCCGCCGUCGGUGGUCCUCAAGGCUACACACCACCUGAGGGUGGCUGGGGAUGGAUGGUGGUAGUUGGGGCCUUCAUCUCGAUUGGCUUCUCCUACGCGUUUCCCAAGUCCAUCACUGUCUUCUUUAAAGAGAUUGAGGUGAUCUUCGAUGUGACCAGCAGCCAGGUGUCCUGGAUCUCUUCCAUUAUGUUAGCGUGCAUGUACGGCGGAGGUCCCAUCAGCAGCAUCCUGGUUAAUAAAUAUGGGAGUCGUCCUGUUAUGAUGGCGGGGGGAUGCCUGUCUGGAUUGGGCCUCAUUGCGUCCUCUUUCUGCAAUUCUGUUCAGGCCCUGUACUUUUGUAUUGGUGUGGUGGGAGGUUUGGGAUUGGCCUUCAACCUCAACCCUGCCCUCACUAUGAUUGGAAAGUACUUCUACAAAAGGCGGCCUAUUGCUAAUGGAAUUGCCAUGGCUGGCAGCCCUGUCGUUCUCUGCACCAUGGCUCCUAUAAACACCUGGCUUUUUGAGAAGUUUGGCUGGAGAGGAAGUUUCUUGAUCCUGGGUGGCCUCCUCUUUAACUGCUGUGUUGCCGGUUCCCUCAUGCGACCUAUAGGACCAAAACCAAAACCUGCAGAGAAGGCUACAGGGAGGAGGACUGUAGCACAGACCAUCAACAGCUUCAUUGACCUCUCUUUGUUCAAACACCGUGGCUUUGUACUAUAUAUCGUGGGCAAUAUUAUCAUGUUUUUUGGUCUCUUUGCGCCACUUGUGUUCCUCAGUAAUUUUGCAAAGAGUAAAGACAUCCCUAAAGAGAAGGCAGCUUUCUUACUGUCUGUGCUGGCUAUUGUGGACAUGGUUGCCCGGCCCUCAAUGGGCAUCGUGGCUAACACUAAGUGGGUCCGGCCCAGAAUACAGUACUUCUUUGCUGCGUCUGUGCUGUACAACGGUGUUUGCCAUGUUCUAGCACCAAUAUCAGUAGACUACAAAGGCUUUGUGAUUUACGCCAUCUUCUUUGGGUUUGCUUUUGGCUGGCUGAGCGCAGUGCUGUUUGAGACCUUGAUGGACCUGGUGGGAACCCAGCGCUUCUCCAGUGCUGUUGGGCUGGUCACUAUCGUGGAGUGUGGUCCUGUACUGUUAGGACCCCCUUUGCUUGGGAAGUUCAAAGACAUCUAUAAUGAUUACAAGUACACGUACCAGGGCUGCGGGAUCCUCCUCAUUAUCUCCAGUUUCAUCCUGUUUGCAGGGAUGGGACUCAACUAUCGACUGCUGGCCAAAGAGAAAAAAGAGGAGGAGAGGAUGUCCAAGGUGGGAGGUAGAGAACAAAAGUCCAACAGGGACAAUGCUGCUAAGGAGGUGGCAGAGGCUGGAAACACAGAAGACACUGUCUGAUAUUCUGUACCAUGUCAUGUGACAUUUUUGGUCAAUUUAAUCUUGUGAGUGAAACAGGACAGCAGAUAGACAUUAUUUUGAGUCCUUUUCUGUUUCAUAAUGAAUAGUUUUUUUAAGACCACUACAGAAAGCCUCACCUGCAAUUUAAUGCAACAUAUUUACACACCUAAAGGCCUUUAAACUCUAAUGAACAAGUCACAUAAAAUACCUCUAAUAGUCUUUUAGGGACUGUUAUACCAUAUGUGUUUGGUAGACUAUUCAAGUUCGCCUAGCCUUAUGUCACUUAUAUUGUUGGGAGAUGAUGGUAUUUCUUUAAUCUCAGAUGGUAUCACUAUAUUUUUGCUUGCUGCAUCAGAUAAUUAGUUAUUUUUUCAAUCGGGAAGUGCUCUAUAUUUUAAAAGGGAUGGCAAACAUUCUCUGUUAAAGUGCAUAAUUAUAGUAUUCACCACAUCAUGCUUGCCAUGCCAUCAUUCAAAUACAUUUAUAAAGACUUUUAUCCUGUUUACAAAGCCUGCUGUCUGUGCAGUUUUGAAAGGUUUGAAAACAUCCUUAGUGCCACUCUCACUUCAUAUAUUCCACAAAUAUAUUCUUACUAAUUCUCUAUUUCUAUUUUAAACAUGUUUUGCUUGGUCCAACUCUGAGGGCAUUUAACAUUGUUGCAUAACUUUAUGUAUUCACAUGAUAGAAAAAUGUGCUACUGACUGCAAGUUACUGACACGUCAGAAAAUCAAAUAAACUGUCAUUU
This is a messenger RNA of Perca flavescens (yellow perch), 3296 nucleotides long. RefSeq names its product solute carrier family 16 member 1a (gene slc16a1a). Gene Ontology annotation, molecular function: lactate:proton symporter activity. NCBI's taxonomy places the organism in Eukaryota, Metazoa, Chordata, Actinopteri, Perciformes, Percidae. The transcript has 5 exons. Gene Ontology annotation, biological process: plasma membrane lactate transport. Gene Ontology annotation, cellular component: basolateral plasma membrane. Bases 1181 to 2551 code for a protein of 456 amino acids. The record is from RefSeq and is a predicted model, not a curated record.